Messenger RNA from Penicillium chermesinum, 3435 nucleotides. Its product is annotated as GPI inositol-deacylase. Bases 1 to 3435 code for a protein of 1144 amino acids. Lineage: Eukaryota; Fungi; Ascomycota; Eurotiomycetes; Eurotiales; Aspergillaceae. Gene Ontology annotation, cellular component: endoplasmic reticulum. The transcript is spliced from 3 exons. Gene Ontology annotation, molecular function: phosphatidylinositol deacylase activity. Gene Ontology annotation, biological process: endoplasmic reticulum to Golgi vesicle-mediated transport; GPI anchor metabolic process. The record is from RefSeq and is a predicted model, not a curated record.
AUGCACAGACGUUCGUCUGGCUCCCCUGUCGCGGACGACACUGAAGACUCCUCGGCUCGACCAGACGACCAUGGCCCUGCUAUCGAUGCGCCUCACGACAAAUCGUCCAUAGCUCGCCACGGUACCAGCUUCGAUCUUCGCCGCGAUAACGGCUCGUCCACGCCGCGCUCCCGGAACUCGAGCGUCUGGCGCACCCCUCGACCCAACCCGCUGCCCAUGGAGGCUGCCGCGCCCGAUGGCCGUCGCGCGCGCCAGUCCCGUCAGCGCAGCCCGUGGUCCUGCUCUAUCCUGACCGCCGUGACCACUUGUGUCGCCGUCGCGAUCUUACUGGCGAUCGUCAGCUCCUUCACCGGCCGGAGCCGGGAUGGUGAUGGGUGUGGAGUGCCCAUGAUGAGCCCGACUUUCAUUAAGAUGGUGGAUUUCGAUACGGAGCAUACGCGGUUUGCGAGCAAAUACAAUUUGUUCCUGUACCGGGAGGAGGGCGUGGAUCCGUACACGCAGGACAAUAUUGGGGUAGGUGCUCUUCCAGUAUGGCAGCUCGAAUUAAAGGAACAAUGUACUUAUGAUCUUCAGUUGAACGGCGUUCCAGUUCUUUUCCUUCCCGGAAAUGCUGGAAGCUACCGUCAGGUCCGAUCUUUGGCUGCGGAGGCCUCCCGACACUACUACGAUGUUGUUCGACACGACGAGGAGCGACACGCGGCCGGGACGCGCAGCUUGGAUUUCUUCAUGGUGGAUUUUAAUGAGGAUAUGGCUGCAUUCCAUGGCCAGACCCUGUUGGACCAAGCGGAAUACGUGAAUGAAGCGAUUUCGUACAUCCUAUCCCUCUACCACGACCCCCGACGAACCCGGCGAGACCCUUCACUCCCUGAUCCGAGCUCGGUGAUCUUAAUUGGCCAUUCUAUGGGUGGCGUGGUAGCGCGUACUGUCCUAACAAUGGCUAAUUUCCAGGCUAAUUCGGUCAAUACGAUCAUCACCAUGUCCACGCCGCACGCACGGUCUCCAGUCUCCUUCGAUUCAGACCUUGUCCAUACCUACAAGCAGAUCAACGAUUACUGGCGCGAGGCUUACUCACAGACAUGGGCGAACAACAAUCCUCUGUGGCAUGUCACUCUUGUCUCCAUUGCUGGUGGCUCGCGGGAUACCGUGGUGCCUUCGGACUACACCAGUAUCUCGUCACUGGUGCCCGAGACUCACGGCUUCACCGUGUUCACGUCGUCUAUGCCAGAUGUAUGGAUCGGUAACGACCAUUUGUCUAUCACAUGGUGUGAUCAAUUCCGCAAAUCGAUCAUCAAAUCACUGUUUGAAAUCAUUGACGCCCGCCGCCCCUCUCAAACCAAACCCCGAGCUGAGCGUGUACGGUUACUGAAGAAAUGGUAUUUGACCGGACUAGAGGACGUAUCUGAGCGUACGCUGUCUCAGAAGGAGCCAAAUGCCUUAUUGACUCUUGAAGAUAAUGCCAACACCAUCCUUGCACAGGGCCAACGACUGACUCUACGUGAGCUUGGUCACCGCCAUGGCCCGGAUGUACGCCUUGUACCCAUUCCCCCACAAGGUGUCGCGGGCAAAAAGUUCACGCUCUUGACUGAUCAACUGAUCGGCAAAGACGGAAAUCUCGAAGUGCUCUUUUGUAGCGUAUUUCCGCUCAGCAACGGCCGCUCGACUGCGUUUUCGAUGAACCUGGAUUUCUCCGGUGGUACUGUGGGAUCGACCCGGCUGGCAUGCAAGACUGCGGAAGAAGAUGUGAUUCAUCUGCCCGCUUCUACUACUACCUCACGAUUUGCUUACGACCGCGUCCCACCAUUUUCCUACCUUCAGUACGAUUUGGAGGCUCUUGCAGAGCACCAGUUUGUAGCUGUCGUGGACAAGGCCAAUGCGCCUACGCGAGGCUUCGUGGUCGCGGAGUUCUCCGAUAGCUCUGAUGCCGUGAUUCGUGCUAAGGUUGGGCUAGGUAGCUUGUUGGGUGCUGGUCUCAAGAUGCGAUUGCCAGCUAACCGACCUAUGCUCACUGAAAUCAAGAUUCCGGCCUUGCAUUCGAGCCUUCUCGACUACCGUCUCAAGGUCACAAGGCACCCUCAGAAGGAGGAGCUUUUCGCCCCGCUCUUGAGGCAGUCGAUCGCCGAUCCUCAUGAAUCCAAGUUUUUCGUGAAUGUCAACGAUGUCCAUGUAAACUUGCACGGCGUGGCUCCCUUCAUGCCCCCUCCGCUCCGAGAACAAGCUGUUCAAGCUGGCGUUUCGUUCCAUCUAUGGACUGAUCCCAGCUCUGAGUCGACGGUUGAUAUUUCGUUGCAAGUUGACAUUGCUAGUAGUCUCGGAGAACUUGUCAUGCGGUAUCGUACCAUCUUUGCUGCAUUUCCGCUCUUGGUUGUAGCACUCGUACUUCGGAAACAAUUCCAGAUCUACGAUGAGACAGGUUACUUUGUUCCUUUCAAUGAUGGGAUGGAUCGCGCUUUACGAUCCUCUCUCCCCUUGUUAUUGGUUGCCAUGUCGCUGCUUGCAACGUCUCUGGCCACGACCAAAGCUCUUCCUCAGUCCGAUGACCCGUUCCACUGGCGAGGUAACUCCACGGAGACUCCGAUCGACUUCACCAAGAACGAUCUCCUCCUUGGGUCUCAGGAUGCUUUUUUCUGGUUCCUUGUGCCAAUCUUUGGGGUCAUCAGUGUUGGCUCAUGUGUGCUAGUUAACUAUGCUGCUCUUCUCCUUGUCAACAUCCUCUCUUGGGUGUAUGGUGCUUUUCACACUAGAUCCGGAUACAUCCGGCAUGAGGAUCGUGGAGGUCUUCCAAUUUUCAGCGCUCCUACACCUCGUCGACGUGUCAUCAACACAGUCAUCCUACUUAUCCUGUUUGCAUACAUGGUAGCUUGUAUCGUCCAGUUGGCAACAUGCGUCCGUGCCCAGUGGCAUGUGAAAGAGACACGAUCUGCGCCCCAUCUCAACUUCGGCAACUAUGCACAUUCCAUCCUUAAUCUGAUGUUGUGGAUCCUGCCCAUCAAUGUUUUGGUGCUCCUUGUUUGGGCCCAUAAUCUUGUGGUGCAUUGGUUCAUGCCCUUCUCGUCCCAUCACAAUGUCUUGUCUAUCAUGCCUUUCCUUGUGCUUGUCGAGACGAUGACUAGUGGUGCUAUGAUCCCCCGCAUCACUACUCGGUUCGUUCUUAUCGACACCAGGACUGCGGUUCGCAUGCCUGUUCCAACGCUAAUCCGCUUUUUCAGGUUCAAGCACGUUACCUCCAUGAUCUUCUUCGCCAUUGCCAUUUACUCGGCCGUGUACGGCGUCACUUACGCUUACCUUCUUCACCACCUUGCGAAUCUCCUGGCAGCUUGGUUUGUUGGGAUCUAUUUAGUCGGCAACAACUUCUCCCCCUAUCGCUUAUGGCGGAUCAUUGACGGUGACGAGUCUCCUACAGAUUCAGGAAGCCGCCACUUCAAGAAGAAGCCAUGA